GCGCCGGGCGCUGAGUGGCGGCUCCGGGUCCACCCCUGGCGCGCCGGUGCGGGGGGAGCGGGAGGCGGGGAGCGCAGGGGCGGCGGCGCGAGGGAGCGCAGCAGCGAGCAUGUGCCGCCGAGCCCAGUAACCAGGGACGACCGCGGCCACACGGCGGCCCGUCGGCGCCCAGCCCAGCGCAGCUCCGCGCCGCGGCGCCCGGAGAGGGCGGCGGCCGGACGGCCCGGGCCUGCCCAGCGGCUGCCCCGCGCCCCGGGCCCCGCGCCGCGCCCAGGGCGGCCGAGGCGCCGCCAGCCGUGCAGCGCAGCGCGCCGGAGCCCCGCGCCCGGGCCGCGCGGGCACGGCGCAGACAAAGGCGCGGCCCCGGCCCGCCGGCCCUCCGCGCGCCCCGCCCCGGCCCGCCCCGGCCCGCGCCGGCCGAGCCGCUCCCGCUGGGCGCCCCGCCGGGGUCCGGCCCGGGGGGCGGGGGCCGCGGCGACGAGGAUGGGGAAGUCCAACAGCAAGUUGAAGCCCGAAGUUGUGGAGGAGCUGACCAGGAAAACCUACUUUACCGAGAAGGAGGUGCAGCAGUGGUACAAGGGCUUCAUCAAGGACUGCCCCAGCGGGCAGCUGGAUGCGGCCGGCUUCCAGAAGAUCUAUAAGCAGUUCUUCCCAUUUGGAGACCCCACCAAGUUUGCCACGUUUGUUUUCAACGUCUUUGAUGAAAACAAGGACGGGCGGAUUGAGUUCUCCGAGUUCAUCCAGGCGCUGUCGGUGACCUCGCGGGGAACCCUGGAUGAGAAGCUGCGGUGGGCCUUCAAGCUCUAUGACUUGGAUAACGACGGCUAUAUCACCAGGAACGAGAUGCUGGAUAUCGUGGAUGCCAUUUACCAGAUGGUGGGGAACACCGUGGAGCUCCCCGAAGAGGAGAACACCCCCGAGAAGAGGGUGGACAGGAUCUUCGCCAUGAUGGACAAGAAUGCCGACGGGAAGCUGACGCUGCAGGAGUUCCAGGAGGGGUCCAAGGCAGACCCCUCCAUCGUGCAGGCACUAUCCCUCUACGACGGGCUGGUAUAGUCCAGGGCCCAGAGCUGGGAUGCCUGAGAACCACUCACCUCCUCCCGUGCCGUGAGGCCACCUCAGCCCCACCGCCACCCUCUGUGUCCACCCAGCCUUUCUCCUCGUCCACACCCGGCCGGGCUGCCCUGGAACCCUGAGGCCUGGCCCUCCUCCCCCGGCCCCGCACCCACCCGCCGCCUAAGCCAGUGGCUCCAAUUGUCAACAACCUCUGCUUGUCCGGAAAACAGCAGCGCGGAUCGGAAAAGGCUGCAGCCCCAGCGAAACCAAGGACUCGGCUGCUUUGCCGGCGGCCUCUGGAUUCCUCCUGCUCUCUUGUGCGUGUGCUUUCGUUUUUUAUUUCAAACAGACAUUGAAAAAGAAAAAAAAACUACCUUCUGUUGUAGAAGAUACGGACUGACAGAUGGGGAGGAGGCCUCGGGGACUCAGAGGACUCUGCCUCGUCCUUGGGCAGCUGGAGAGGCCAUGGAAGUCACGGCCUGGCCACGGCGGGGCUCGGGGUGUCGGGGGGCCCGAUGAACGUUAUUGGUCCCCCAUCCUCUAGCAGCAAAACCACCUGCGUGGCUAGGAUGAGUAACUAUGAUGAUGAUGAUUUUUUUGUGAUAACAGUAUUGUGCUUUUUGUGGGGAAAGUGAGGUAUUUUUUUUUAUACAUAUAUAAUCGAUAUCUUUUA
Molecule: messenger RNA, 1729 nt
Organism: Diceros bicornis minor
Lineage: Eukaryota; Metazoa; Chordata; Mammalia; Perissodactyla; Rhinocerotidae
Gene: NCS1
Product: neuronal calcium sensor 1
Exons: 8
Coding region: 484-1056 (190 amino acids)
Molecular function (GO): calcium ion binding; calcium sensitive guanylate cyclase activator activity
Source: RefSeq, a predicted model, not a curated record